Saccoglossus kowalevskii is the source of this 1141-nucleotide messenger RNA. RefSeq lists its product as uncharacterized. The record is from RefSeq and is a predicted model, not a curated record. NCBI's taxonomy places the organism in Eukaryota, Metazoa, Hemichordata, Enteropneusta, Harrimaniidae.
AAACUUCUACGUCGAUGAUUGUCUGAAGUCUGUUGCUAGUGUUGAAGAAGCCAAGGAACUGGUGAAACUGUUGCCUGAAAUGUUAGGUAAAGGAGGUUUACAUCUAACAAAAUGGAUAUCCAACUGUUGGGAAAUCCUAGCACUGAUCCCAGAAGCUGAGCGUGCUUCCUCAGUGAUGAAUCUAGAUAUGGAGAACUUGCCGAUUGACAGAGCUCUUGGCAUUCAAUGGGAUGUUGAAAAGGAUGCCUUUAACUUCAGAAUUGGCGACAGACUGAAAAAAGAGACACACAGGGAGAUGUUAUCCUUCGUGGCUUCAGUCUACGGCCCACUUGGAUUCGCUGCCCCCUUUGUUUUACUGGCAAAACGAAUCUUACAAGAAUUAUGUCGUGUUGGAUAUGGAUGGGAUGAAAAGGUACCAGAAGAUCAACUGUCGAAUUGGAGAGAAUGGAGGAAAAAACUACCUACUUUGAUGACACUAGCUAUACCUAGAUGCUACAAACCAACUGGUUUCAGUCAAAUACAAACAGUGGAACUCCAUAAUUUCUCUGAUGCCUCCUUAGGAGGUUUUGGGGUUGCAUCUUACCUGCGGCUGAUAGAUACAAAUGGUAGAAUUCAUUGCAGUUUGCUGAUGGGAAAGUCCAGGGUCACUCCACUCAAAGCCACGACAGUGCCGAGGCUUGAACUAACAACAGCUACAGUUGCAGUUAAGGUCAGCAGACAAAUUCAAGAUGAAAUUCAACUCCCAAUCCAGAGAACCCUAUUUUGGACAGAUUCAACAAUAGUCAUCCAAUAUAUUCGCAACAUGGCAACACGAUUCCAAACCUUUAUCUCUAACCGCCUCCAGAUUAUUCACGAUGCUUCAUCUCCAUCACAAUGGUACCACGUCAGUUCGGAGUUCAAUCCAGCAGACCAUGCAUCACGAGGAAUAAAAUUGGAUGGUUCUAAUGAGGCAGCAAUAACCACAUGGUUCCAUGGUGCAGCAUUUCUAUGGCAACCUGAAUCAGAAUGGCCAGGCCAACCUACUGACCUACCAGAAAUUGAUCGUGACGACAAAGUGCUGAGAAGAAAGGUCCAAGCAACAACUAUUACCCAGUGCAAUACAAUGGGUACAGAUGUUUGGAGUCGUUUGCUCCAUCAAUAA